Messenger RNA from Toxorhynchites rutilus septentrionalis, 1780 nucleotides. Its product is annotated as 72 kDa type IV collagenase-like. The coding region runs from base 196 to 1704 and encodes 502 amino acids. The transcript is spliced from 4 exons. Gene Ontology annotation, biological process: proteolysis. Gene Ontology annotation, cellular component: extracellular matrix. The record is from RefSeq and is a predicted model, not a curated record. Gene Ontology annotation, molecular function: zinc ion binding; metalloendopeptidase activity. Lineage: Eukaryota; Metazoa; Arthropoda; Insecta; Diptera; Culicidae.
GACCAACGAACGGGAGAUUCAUUAAUUUCUGUGUUGCACGGCGAUCCUCAAUCUAUAAAUGUAUUUACAUUGGUAAAAACAAUUUUGCUGGAGUUUCCACAUCAAUCGUUAUCGCUUAGAAUAGUAUUUAGCCAGAUCGGUUCGUUGGUUACCUAUUAGUACCGAUCGGAUGCUUUACCAAAUUGCAUCGGAAAAAUGUUGAAGUUACUUGAAGUUACUGUUAGUGUUAUGCUAGUGUUAUACCAAGUUACAGUUCAAAGUGCUCCCACGACGUAUAGUGCCAAUAUUUUCGUGAAAAAGAGCAAUGUUUCAAAGAACGAAACAUUGCCGGAUCCAACGGCACCUUUAGUAAUACCUAGCAUAUCGGAGAAGGAUGCAACCACUCUUCUCGACAACCUCGGAUAUACCGAUGGCGUUGGUGCCCGAUUCGGCGAUUCGGAUGAGUUUUCGCUAGACGAGGUAAUUCUCAGUUUCCAGCGUGAUAAUGAUUUGACGGAGACCGGUUCGUUGGAUGAUGAAACCAAAUUGGCCAUGGCAAGACCGCGUUGUGGGUGGAAGAAAAGUUCGCGAAUGAACGGAGAUACGAUGAAAUGGCGUAAACAAUCAAUCACAUACAGAAUUGAUAAUUUUCCGCGGGGAAAAAGUUCGGCUCCAGUGCAAGCGGCACUGGCGAAAGCUUUUGGAGAAUGGAGUAAAAUUACAAAUUUGGACUUUACGGAAGUGACGGAUCGUAGGGCUGAUAUUCACAUAAGUUUUGCAAGACGAGUUCAUGAGCUCGAGGGGGAAUCUUGCGUCUUUGAUGACCCUAGAACGCUAGCCCAUGCGUUUUUCCCAGAAAUCGGAGAUAUCCAUUUCAACAGUAACUAUUACUUCGACGGUGGCUCGUCUAUAGAUGAUUUUCUCGACACGGCACUCCACGAAAUUGGUCAUUCACUUGGACUGGAACACAUCAACUCCAGGGCGUCACUAAUGCAUCCGACACAGACCGCCCAGUUCAACAAACCGCAGCCGAUUGAUGUACAGCGAAUCCAAGCCCUGUAUGGAGCUCGAAGGGGAAGAAGUUCUACUGUUAGACCCAACCCGACGAAUGAUUCAGGCGAAGCGGAAGGCUUCUCUUCUACUAACAAUAACCCUUCUAAUGAGUGUUUGUCGAAAAUCGAUGCGGGAGUUGACGACAUCGAUGGCAAUGCUUACAUUCUGUCCGGAGACAAUUAUUACGUGUUGAACGGUGGAAGUCCUUCGGAUGCUGCCCCGAUCUCCAGUAAAUGGCCGGGUCUCCCAGGUAACAUUGACGCCGCUUUCCGCUUCAAAGACGGACGGACCUACUUCUUCAAACGGGACAAAUUUUGGCGCUUCACGGGUAACCGAAUGGACGCUGGCUAUCCGCGAUUGAUCAGUUCAGGAUUUCCCGGGGUGCCGAACAAUAUCGACGCCAUUCUGAUCGACGGAGCUGGUGAUAUAUUUGCCUUCAAAGGUGACACAAUGUGGGUCUAUGAUCCAAGCCUUAAAAACGUGAAGAACAUCAUGACCAUCGGAACGGUCGGAAUGGGUUUGCCAAGUAACGUCGAUGGAGCGCUGGAUACUGAUACAAUGGUUAUCGUGUUUAAAGGUGAUGCGUACUACGUGCUGCAGGAUGGCGAGUUUCAAAUGAGAAGACAUAAUUGGUUUCAAUGUGGAAGACGGAUGAAUAAUUUUUGGGGAUGAGUGUAAUUUUUUAUGAGAUUUGCGUCAGUUGAGUGUCUUGUGAUUCAAGUAUUAAUAACACCUAGUUAACACAAAA